UGUGUCAAAAUGUCAGUAAAGAUGAAAAACAGAAAUCAACAGAAAAUGUGUGAAAAACAAGACAUUGAACCAAAUGAUUGGAUCAAAAGGAUUGAAAGAUUUUAUGUGUUUGACGACGAUUUGGGAGCUAAUAUGCUAUUUGUUACCAAAGAUGAUGAUCGGGUCUAUGGAUUGGGUGCUAAUUAUUACGGAUCACUGGGUUUGGGACACAAUCAGUGGGUGAGUGAACCACAAGAGAUCAUUGAAUUGAGACAUAAAAAGAUUAUUAAUUUUAUAAACGGUAGACAAUUCAUGAUAUUUGUGUCAAAUGAUAGUUGUGUGUAUAGUUGUGGUUAUAAUAAAUGGGGACAAUUGGGUUAUAUAUGCGAAAAUAAUAUAUAUAAUAAACCAAUUAUUAUAGAAAUCAAUGCAAACAAUGAUUUAAUACGAGAUGUGAGUUGUGGUUCAAGUCAUACAUUAGUUGUAACCGAAAAUAAUAAUGAAGUGUAUGGUUGGGGUAGUAAUAGUUACGGACAAAUCGGUAGCCAAAACACCACUUGUGAUGCCAUCACUACACCCAAAAUAAUUGAAUUUAAUGGCAAUUAUUGUAUAAAAUCUGUUCACUGUUUUGAAGAUUCAUCGUUUGCACUGACAAUGGAUGGACAGGUGUUUAGUUGGGGACAAAAUUGUGACAAUAUAUUAGGACAUAAUAGCCUGGAAACGAUGAUAUGUUUGCCACAAUUAAUAAGCAAUUUGAAUGGUAUUACAUCAAUAAAACUAGGAUUUUGGAUAACAUUUUUUAUUAAUAUUCAGUCAAUGAAAUCCUAUAAAUGUACGGAUAGAACGCCAUUGUGUUUAAUGGAUGAUAUCCAAUAA
Messenger RNA from Oppia nitens, 855 nucleotides. Its product is annotated as RCC1 and BTB domain-containing protein 1-like. NCBI's taxonomy places the organism in Eukaryota, Metazoa, Arthropoda, Arachnida, Sarcoptiformes, Oppiidae. The coding region runs from base 10 to 855 and encodes 281 amino acids. The transcript is spliced from 3 exons. The record is from RefSeq and is a predicted model, not a curated record.